Molecule: messenger RNA, 4641 nt
Organism: Lates calcarifer (barramundi perch)
Lineage: Eukaryota; Metazoa; Chordata; Actinopteri; Centropomidae
Product: FK506-binding protein 5
Exons: 2
Coding region: 355-3363 (1002 amino acids)
Molecular function (GO): GTP binding
Source: RefSeq, a predicted model, not a curated record
UGUAAAUUUUUCUUUUUAAAAAAAUUAAUUAUUGGCUUAUGUGGUAUCUAGCCAUUAACUGAAAAUAAUUAAAUGGAAACUGUUGACAGUGGAUUCCCCAGAGUACCCUUUUGAAAAAGAGAGAGGAGAGAGAUGUUACAUUUUAGAACACCACAAGCAGCACAAACCUAUUCACACACACACCCUAUUCAGCUCUAUUGUGUUUGGGUGGAAGUGGAAAUUUAAAAUAUGCCAAACAUAGACAAACAAAAUCAGAGUCAAAUGCCAUGACAAUUUCUAACUUGACUUUCCCACACCCAACAGGCACCAACAGCCUGUUCAACUGAACUUGAUUAGCUACCGCAAAGUGACACAAUGGCAGCAUCAGCAACUGCACAAUCUGCAUUUCAGCUCAGGAUUGUGAUGUUUGGAAAGAAUGAAAAUGAAAAGACAAUACUAAGCAACUUAAUCACAGGUAAAAUAUCUCAGCAAUCUACAGCUGCUCGAGGAGAGCUGUCAAAGCACUUUACAGUGACUAAUGGACAGUGGAAGAGAAUUCCUAUAACAGUUGUGAAAACCUCAGAUGUCCUCAGUCUGUCCGCGGAAGCAGUGAGAGAUGAGAUGAAGAUGUGUGUGAGUCUUUGUCGUCCUGGACCAAAUGUUCUGCUGCUGUUAGUGAAUCCCUCUGAUUUCACUGAGCAGGAAAGACAAAAACUGAUGAUCAUCAUGAGGUUAUUUGGUCAAAAUGCCUUUAAGCACUCAAUAGUCAUCUUGAAACACAGCGAGGAUGGAAAAAAUUCUGCGGUGGAUCAACUCAUCCAAGACUGCAGACAAAGGCAGCAUAGAAUUAACUUUGAUAAAAAAAAUCUUUUAGAACCUGAUCUCCAAGAACUCAUAAAAAAGAUGGAGCAGAUAGUUAGUGACAACUGGAGAGGAUAUCUCAACUACACUGAAGGGGCUUAUCUUAUGAUGACAUCUGAACCUUCCAAACCCCCUCUGAACUUAGUGUUGUGUGGGCGAUUUGGAGAUGGGAAAACUUCAACAGCCAAUGCCCUUCUAGGAGAGAGAAAGUUUAGUCGACUUGCCAACUCAUCAGUGUGUGUUAGAAAUCGGCAAAAGGUGUGUGGACGUUGGGUUUCUGUGGUGGAGCUGCCUUCCUUGUAUGGAAAAACACAGAAGGCAGUGAUAAAGGAAGCACACAGGUGUAUCUCCCUCUGUGAUCCUGAGGGCGUCCAUGCCUUCAUCCUGGUCCUACCUGUGGGUCCCCUCACUGAUGAAGACAAGGGAGAGUUUGAGACCAUCCAGAACACAUUCAGCUCUCAAGUCAAUGACUUCACCGUGAUUCUGUUCACUGUGGAGUCAGAUCCUACAGCUCCAGCUGUUAUUAAUCUUUUAAAAAGGGACAAAAACAUCCAGCAGCUUUGCCAGAGCUGUCGUGGUCAAUAUGUUGUCUUCAACAUGAAGAACAAGCAGCAGGUCUCUGAGGUGUUGCAAAGUGUGGAGAAGAUGAGUGCUGGAGGAUCUAGACACUUCACAAAGGACAUGUUAACUGGGGCUAAGAUGGAUAUUACAAGACUUCAAGCUGAAGUACAGAAUGUGAAACAGAGCAGUGUGAUUAAAGAUGAAGAUGGGAAGCACCAUAUCCCUGAGAUGCUGGACACUGUGGAGAAAAUGAGAGAUAAAGGGUCCAGAUCCUUCACAAAUGACACAUUUGCCAAAGCUCAGAUGAAUGAGGUUGUCGAGCCAAACAACAUUGAUUCAAGACAUAAAGCUGAACUGCAAAAUGUGAAACAGGAGAUUAAUAUCGGGGGUGAUGAUGAAAGUCAGAGCAGAGCGCCUCUCAGGAUGGUGCUGAUUGGGAAGACUGGCUGUGGCAAGAGUGCAACUGGCAACACCAUUUUAGGUAAAGAACAUUUUAGAUCUAAAGUCAGCCUGAAAUCAGUGACCAAGGACUGCCAAAAAGCAGCUGGAGAGAUUAAUGGCAGGCCUGUUGUUGUGGUCGACACUCCUGGCUUGUUUGACACCACUCUGUCCAAUGAUGAAGUUCAACAGGAGCUUGUGAAAUGUGUCAACAUGUUGGCUCCUGGUCCUCAUGCGUUCUUACUGGUUCUACAAAUCGGUCGCUUUACAAAGGAGGAGAAAGACUCUGUAAAACUGAUCAAGAAGUUUUUUGGUAAGGAUUCAAGUGAUUUUAUAGUUAUCGUAUUCACAGGAGGGGACAAUUUGCAGGAUGAAUCAUUUGAGGAUUACAUAAAUGACAGUGAUGAUGUCAAGAAGCUCAUUCAUGACUGUGGAGGCAGAUACCAAGUAUUCAACAAUCAGAUUCAGGAAAACUGUGCACAAGUUAUUGAACUAUUGAGCACAGUUGAGACAAUGGUGAAGAAAAACGGUGGUGAUAACUACACAAAUGAAUUGCUCCAAGAGGCUGAGACAGCCAUACAAAAUGAGGUAAAGAGGAUUUUAAAGGAAAAAGAUGAAGAGAUGCAGAGGCAGAUGAAAGAACUUGAAAGAAAAUAUGAGGAACAAAUGGAAGAAAUGAAAAGAAAAAUGUUACAACAGGAAGCGGAGAUUGAGGAGGAGAGAAAACAGAGAGCCAAACAACUUGAGGAAAAAGAAGAAAACAUCAGAAAGGAGCGUGAGCAAAGAAAAAAAGAAGAGGAAAAGAGAAAAGAACAAGAAAGGGAACGACAAGAGCGUGAUACAAAUAAACAAAAGGAGUGGGAACAAAAAUGUAAAGCUUUGGAGCAAAAAUUAAAAGCUGAAUCACAGAUCAUGGAAAAUACUGCCAGAGCGCUGGAGUCGAGUAAGGAAGAGAUGAGAAAACAACGAGAAGCUUGGGAGGAGGAACAGAAAGCCUGGCGGAACAGACGUUAUCUUGAAGAUGAACAGAGAAAAAAGGAGGAACAAGAAAAAAUCAAAAAACUCCAAGACGAGUAUGAGAGGGCAAUGGAAGAAGACAAAAAUAGAAGAAUAAAAGAGGAUCAGAUCAGAAAAACCAUGGAUGAAAUGCAGCGAAAACAGUUAAAAGCAGAACAUACCAAAGAAAUUGAGAAUAUUAGGAAGAAAUAUGAAUCAGAAGCCAGAGAGAAAGCUGAAGAAUUCAAUGACUUCAAAAAGAAAUACAAAAAUGACUUUGCUGGUAUGAUGAAAAUAGAGAAACAACAAAAACAAAUAGACUUGGUAACUGAACAGUUGAUGAAAAAUGAAAAAUACAAGAAAGAAUUUGAUAAACUGAAGCAAAAGCAAGACCAGGAAAUGAAAGAGCUGCAAGAUCUGAACAAAGCAACUGAUGAUUUGAAGACAAAACAUGAGGAAGAAAUUGAUAGCUGGAGAGAGGAAUGCAUGAAAGUAGCAGCAGAAAAAUGGGACUGUUGCAUUUUAUAAGAUGCAAAACAGCAGAGGUUUCAACUAUGACACAUCAGUUUUUUGUAUCAAAGACUAAAAUCAAUAAAUAGCGUGUUUUUAUGAUGCAUAAAGUGUAACGUACUCAUGGUUUUUAUAUACUUCCAAUUUAAAUUCUAUUUAACCAAUGUUCAAAGUUCAGCUAAUAAGAAAAUACAAUGAGUGAACUAUAACAUACAGUGUACAUUCUUGAGUAAACUCAAAUGUGAUAGUUUCUUUGGCAAUUUUUAUUCAAGAUGAAAAGAAACCAGUAAAGGAUCAAGAGUCACAAGUCAGUUACUCUGUAAAUUUUGACUGUCCACUGUUGACACAUACAACAGUUAAACAAUGACUGAGCAAAGCCCUGCUCACUAACUGAAAUCAGGUGAGCUGAUUUCAGUCCACAUCUUUACUUUGAUUAAUGAACUCUAAAGAAGAAGGUUGCAGUCACAGUUUCACCGAGUGAGUACACUUUACAGAAAGUAAAUGUGACUGUAGAAUAUUUGUAUGUUUGUUUCUAAGUAGAAUGUAGAAACUGGUUACUGAUAAUCCAGUUGUUCAGGCUUUUGUAAGUAUGUUUGUGUUCACAUGUAUAUAACCUCUGAAUAAUUUUGUGCCCAUCACCACUGGCAGUUAUAGUUUAAACUACAUCAUAAUGUCUUUUAUUUGCUUGAGUGGGUUAUGUGUAGAGUUUAGUGUAUUAAUAAAGAAAGGCUAAGGAGGGCCACAACAGCUCAAACUUCUCAAUUAUAAUACAAACAAUUUUUGUAUUAGGGACCUUCAGAAAGUAGAAAAAAACAACUGUAGCAAGUAUAAAUGUAAAACUAUAUACAUAUAUAAGUAAAGCUUUUAUCAUUGAAACAAAUAUAUAAUCACCAUGAACAGUUUAAUCUUGUCAUAAUGUUACUUAUUUAACUUUACUUAAAUUGAUCUACAUUAAUCAAAUACAAAACACAUAAUUCAAAUGAAAAUUCAGCAUCAUAAAUUUCAGUAUUCCUUAUAUAAUUUUAGUUUAUCUGUGUUUUUACUUCUUUUACAUUUUGUUUUAUGAUUUCUGGGGAAGAUAUGUUUGUGAUUAUUAUAUUGCAAAUGAUUAACAAUGUACUUGUCAGCUUUAUUUUUUUUAUUUAUUUUUUUUCAUAUGGCAAGAUUCCUUUUAGACAUUUAAUUGAUUGUUGCCCUUUUUCCAUGCCACAUGGCUAAUGUAAGACAACUGAAAAGAACUUUCUACUGUGAGCAUGGUAGCAUGUGUGCAUUUAAUAAACUUCUUUAAGUUUAAAA